AUGACAAGCGCAUCCUCAAAAGAAGAGAUUUUGAAUUUUCUUGGACCAACGUCGAGUUAUGAACGCAGGAAACGUGGAAGAAGGCAUGAUUUCAUGAAGGACAGAAAAGUCGUCCCUGGUAUUCCUCCAGAACUUGAAAAAAGGCCAGAAUAUAAAAUCAGGUUGCCUCGGUUCAAGAUUCCUACCGAACUACGGAAAAUUAUUGGCAUGCCCUUAGAGGAUGCUCUUGCAUCUAAGGAAUUUAGCAUUCAGAUGGAUAGCGGUAGUGGGUAUAAAAAAUUUUUCAGCGCUCUUCUCUUCGCUGAGGAAUGCCAAAUAAUGGAAGACAUUAAAUUGUAUGAUAAGGAGGGAGUGAAAAUGGAGAGAAAUGGAUCAUACUUUAUAUUGGAUGUGCCCGGACUUGCAGAAAAGCGACCAUCAGUGAUUAUCGGGGAUCAUGUAUUAGUUAUGAAACAUGAGGAGGCCGAGAAGAAAGCAUAUCAAGGGUUUGUUCACCACGUGGAGGAAAGUAGCGUUACAUUAAAAUUCGCGAAGUCAUUUAAUAAAGUGCACUCGAAGAAUGCAAAAUUCAAUGUUCGAUUUACUUUUAACCGUAUAUCGGUAAGGAGGAUGCACCAUGCUCUUGAAUCAUCGAAGACCAUCAGGCGACUAUUCCCUUCAAAUCAAGCAUCCCAUAAUUGCCAACCAGAAAUCCGGCGAACAAUGAAUAAUCUUGUGUUCAUUGAUCAAAGCAUUGCACAGAACCACCAUCAAAAGCGGGCAGUAGCAGCCAUCAAGUUAGGAUUUUAUCAUCCCGCUCCUUUUAUUGUAUUUGGCCCUCCUGGAACAGGUAAAUCAGUCACUAUUGUUGAAGCGAUAAAGCAACUCCUGGAUGAUAAAAAAGAAGCAAGAAUUUUGGUCUGCGCACCCUCAAACUCGGCGGCCGAUGGGUUAUUAUUAAAGUUGCGUACGACCAUGUCACCUGAUAAGUUGGCUAGAAUCAAUUCAAUUUCGCGAGAUCUGAGAAACUUCGAUAAAGAAUUUCUCGAAUAUUGUAAGCCAUUGGCGGUGAUGGAUCACCAAGUCACCGUAUCCACCUGUAUUACUGCAGGAGCUAUAUAUGCCUUAAAAGGAGAGAAGAAAUAUUCGCAUAUUUUUGUCGACGAGGCAGGGCAAGCCUUGGAACCAGAGGUCGUAACGGCAUUGCAAAACGCAUCCGAAGAAACAAGAAUAAUUUUGGCAGGUGAUCCAAAGCAACUGGGACCGAUUAUCCAUUCUUCAAUCGCGAGGAAUCGAUCCCUAGGAACAUCUCUCAUAGAACGCCUUGUAAAUAUGGAUAAUAGUCCUUACAGUUUCGAUGAGAAUUUCAUUCAUGGGGUGAAACUCCUGAAAAACUACCGUUCACACCCGGCCAUACUCGAUUUCCCUAACAGGGAGUUUUAUGAAGCGGAUCUCGAAGCGUGCGGCGAUAAUAAAGUCACCUAUAGUUUAAUCAAAUCCAAUAUUCUCCCCAUGAAAGGUUAUCCGGUCACCUUUGUAGGUGUCAACGGUAAAGAUAGGCGAGAGGGUCGUUCCCCAUCUUGGUUUAAUGCUCACGAGGCCGCGACAGUGCUUGAAAUUGUGCAGGAUCUUGUAGAAAAGGAUAAUGUUGAAGUAAACGAAAUUGGAAUCGUCACACCAUACUGUAAACAAGUCGAAAAGAUUAGGAGACUGAUGGAAAAGGAAAACUAUGAAGGAAUAGAUGUUGGUACCGUGGAAAAUUUCCAGGGCCGCGAACGACGCGUGAUCAUCAUUUCAACUGUUCGAUCGUCCACAACGAACAUAGGGCAUGAUAAGAAAUUUCACCUUGGAUUUCUCAACGAACAAAAGCGAUUUUGCGUUGCUGUCACCCGAGCGCGGGCCCUUUUGGCUGUUGUAGGAAAUCCUAACUUGCUGUUUCAGGAUGAAUGUUGGAAAAAAUGGUUGCAAGAGGUGAGGAAUAACGGUGGAUGUAAGGGAAUUCCGUUGCCAGAGGUGAUCGAAGAAAAUACCGAGUAA
Messenger RNA from Acaulospora colombiana, 2016 nucleotides. NCBI's taxonomy places the organism in Eukaryota, Fungi, Glomeromycota, Glomeromycetes, Diversisporales, Acaulosporaceae. The record is from the annotation of a GenBank genome assembly.